Molecule: messenger RNA, 7308 nt
Organism: Orbicella faveolata
Lineage: Eukaryota; Metazoa; Cnidaria; Anthozoa; Scleractinia; Merulinidae
Molecular function (GO): protein binding
Source: RefSeq, a predicted model, not a curated record
UCCACGUUGAUAAAUAGCUAAGUCCUAAGGGUGUAUUUUGUCAACUGGUUUAGAUAUUUGUAUACUCAUCUUCAGAGUUCAAUUAAGUUUUGUUCACCACUUUCUCUCCUUCGCAGAAGCUUAAAGUGGGAAAGAUCCGCUGACCUUUUCAUUUCUUCGCCUUCAGUCACAGCGCGAAACGGAUCUCUAUAACGAACCACUGUUUUAUCAGUUAUCGUUUGAUAAAUAAAGUGCAGAUUUUGAGCGCAUUUUCGUGCUAGUGUUGCAUAACGUAGUACAAAUUUUAAGGCCAAAAAUAGAAAGUAGACUAAUUAACAAAAAACAUUAAAUUUCAGAGAUUUUCUCCUAGAAAACACUCAAAAAGGAAGACCUCGUAACCUUCACUGAAUUUAUCAAAUUAGAUUGCUUUCUUAAAGUCGACUGGAAAACAUUAACCAGAUUAAACGAAAAGUGGUCAUGGCUGAACAAACGCCAUGUUGCUGAAAUCUUGCAUAUUAAUUUAGCCGUCGACAAAAUAUAUGCGCUACUAUAUGAAGGAUUUCAGUGAUAUGGUUCGGCGGCUGUUCCUUCAAUCAGCCAUGACCAAUUUUCGGUUCAUCUGGUUAGUGUUCAGUUUAAGUCAAUUUCAAGGGCGCAGUCGGAUUUCAUUGAUUGAAGACGAUGAGUUCCUCCUUUGUUGAGUUUUUAGGAGAAAAUGUCUGAAAUUUCUUUCUUUUUAAUUAAUUUAGUUCCUAUUUUUGGCGGUUAAAUUUCUAGUACGUCAUGCAAAGUUAGCACCAUAAUGCAUGUUAAUGUAUUUUAGAAUGCAUCACUAUAUGGCGGGAAAUAGAAGUGUAUUCUCCGAUUACUCUUUUGCGCUUGCCAAGCUAGGGCAACGUGUAGUUUAUCCCUAGGAUGUGUUUCAGUUUUAGAUGUGUUCAGAGCAAUCAGUCUACCGAGAGAAUCAGUGCAGUGAUUGCAAACAAAACUUUAAGUGUACAAUCGUCUGGACCGUUAUUGACAGUUGUUAUUUCCUGCAGAUAAUCGUGAGGCGAAACUUAACUAAAAUGUCCGGUACCCAUAAAAAAAGAAAGACCUUUAUUUUAAUUAACAUGCAUAUUGCUGGAGAUAGAGUGAAAAGGGAUGUGAAAUAUUUUGAUAUGUUAAAAUAUUGAGGCGUGAUUAUACGUGAUUAACCAUGAUUAGUCUAUGAACUACGUGUUGCAACUAUUUCAAUCAAUUAAUUAAGACAUUCAAGGAAAAGUAAACAAAAUCAGGGGGUUUCCAAGAACAGAGAAGCAUUUGCUCCUUUCUGUAGAAAGUAGCUCUUUUAAAAUUACAAUAUACUGUCUACUUUACUGUCCAAGUUGAUAAUUAGUUAAGUCUUAGGCGCGUAUUUUGUCAACUGGUUGACGUAGAUAUUUCUGUACUAAUCUUCAGUGUUCAAUAAAUGUUCAGUCGCCUCUCUCUCUUUUCUCCGCAGAAGCUUAAAGUGGAAAAACUCCGCUGACCUUUUCACUUCUGCGCCUUCAGUCACAUUAGGGGAUCUCUAUAACGAACCCUCGAACCUCUACAGAGAAGAGAGAGUUGACACGAGUGUUGUACAAGAGUUCCAUUGCAGAAAGAAACAAAACUGGUUUUUUCCAAUGGCUUCUGCUCCACCGCCAGUGACAUCCACCAAGGAAACAACCAACUUUGCAAGGCUGUGUCGUCUGCUGGUUGACGUUGGUUCCCAAGCCCUGAGGGAUAAAUUCGACAGUAUCCAUGCACCAGGAAAUCUUCACACAGUUUUGGCAAGAAGUAAGACCACCAUACAAUCGCUAAGGAAAAAGAGAAUCGUUAAUCCAAUGCAGUGGAGUAAACUGUACCCUGCCGUACCCUCUUCGCUAUCAUCGGCACACUUUGACAUCACUGUAAUAGUUGUCCUGCUGAGGAACAUAUGCGGAUUGAAACCUCCAGUGACUGGUUGGGACAAACUUCCUUCUCCCGGAGACAUAAGUUGUGAGGCUGACAUUGUCCGUGUCAAGUAUUUUAGAAACACCAUUUAUGGACAUGCUGAGAAGGCGUCUGUGGAUGAUGUGACGUUCCAACAGUAUUGGCAUGACAUCCGAGAAGCAUUAGUGAGAUUAGGAGGGGCCCAGUAUGCAGUAGCUAUCGACAAGCUCAAGACCGAAUCCAUGGACCCGGAACUUGAAGAUGAGUUCAUAGAUCUUCUCAAGGAGUGGAAGAAGGACGAUGACGACAUAAAAGACAGGUUGUCAGAAGUGGAAACUGAGCUCAAGAAGGUGAAAGUGCAAGUUGACGCGAUGAUCCCUCCAAAGGAAGAGACGUACUUUCCUACUGAUAUCGUGGAAAAAAUUCGCCAAGGAUGCAGAGAAGAGGAAGGCAAGCUGCAGUCCCCUCCGUGGUGUGAGGAGUUUAACUUUAACCUAGUAAAUCUUUUCACCAGGCUAAAAAUCGUUAAAAAGGACGGGAAAAUCGGGCAAAUCGGGCAAAUCGACCAUUUGACAGAUAUCUUCAGAGUAGACAAACAUGGUCAGAAACCAAGGACUGUGCUAAUUGAGGGAAAAUCUGGCAUGGGAAAGACGACCUACUGUCAGAAACUGGCCUACCACUGGGCUAGUAAUCAAGAAGAAUUGGAGAAGCUUUCACCCCAAAUCCAGGUACUUCUGUCACUUAAAUGUGGAGAGAUCUCAUCAGACAUUUGGAAAGCAAUCGACUCUCAACUUCUUCCUGAGGAUGUUGACGAGCAAUCUAAGGAAAUGUUCUUUAAGUUUAUCCAAGAAAAUCAGUCCAAAGUUUUGUUGAUACUCGAUGGACUUGACGACAUGUCUCCAGAUAACCUGCAGAUGAUUUCCCAGCUGGUUAAAAGAGAAUUGCCACGAUGCUACUUCCUUCUUACCGCCGAAAGAGCAACAGCACUGAAAGUUAGAGAGUGCUGUGGUACUUGGCUGGAGAUACUGGGAUUCACUGAAGAAGAUGGAAAGAAAUUCAUCUGCGAUUACUUUAAAGACCAGGAGAGUUUGGCUAAGAAGCUGCUCGACUUGUUGGACGAGUUUGACAACUUGCGGAAAGAAUUGUUCCCCGGUAAUCCCAUAUACACAGCACUCCUCUGUCUUCUUUGUAAAGACCUGAAUGGUGUUUUCUCAACAAGCAGAACCCAGCUGUACACAGAAAUGAUACUUUGCGCCUUGAGAAGAAAUGAAACCAUAAAGGGGAAGUCGAGCAGCGAUGAAGAUCUGAUUGAAGUCUACAAAGACCAUCUCACUUCUCUGGGGCUCAUAGCUUUUAAGCUCCAACGUAAAGGAGACUCCGACUCUGAGGAAGACGAAGGGACUUUAAACAUAAAAGAGUUACCCGGGUUCACGUCAGCCCAGACUGUAAGAGGUACUUCGCGUCUGUGGUAUGGGUUCCAGCAAUAUUUUGCAGGCUUCUUUCUCGCCUUUCAGAUUCUCAGUGGCGAGAUUGACCUAAAUGCAAAAGUUGCUGAUGAAAGCUAUUUUGAACCACCGUUGAGACAAGUAUAUUUGUUCAUGAGUGGAAUUCUUAGCUUGAAAUCGAAAGAAAAGGCCUUGGAUCUUGUCAAAAGUAUUUGCUCUCGCAUAAAUUCACUAGCACUUGGAAAUGCUGAGGACAUCGAAGAGCUCCAGAUGCUUUUGCUGCUCGCUUUGGAGUGCUCAGAAUACGCAGCUAGCGAACAUAGAGAUCAUUAUAUUUUAACUUUAGGUUCCUCUCUCAAACUAGAAUUUUUAGCCAUUGGAAGACUUUCCUUUCCCCGUGAUUAUCACCAACCGCUGAAAUCAAACGCAUUCAUCAAGUGGUUGGAUGAGUACUCCACGUUCCGUACAUGUCGCGGCUGGUCUAACUUUGCCCGUCUUGUCGGACCUUUUUCUGAGGCCCUCAAAUACAAUACCACUCUGGAUUCUUUGCACUUGAGCGACACCUUUGGCAAAAUCGGUCCCUUUGGGGCAGAGGCUUUCUCUGGCGCUUUGAAGGUCAACAGCAGUCUGACCAACCUGGAUCUAAGGUCUAACCAGAUUGGCGCCUCUGGUGCCCAAGCACUGUCUGACGCGCUUGAAGUGAAUACUACUUUGACCAAGUUAGACCUAAGUGACAAUGAUAUUACUGCAUCAGGAACCAAGUUUCUUUCGAAGGCUAUUAAACUCAACACUUCUUUAACCACUUUGAAUUUAUCCUAUAACAAGGUUGGUGAACAAAGGCAAGGAAAAUCUCUUUGUCCACAAGAGAUUUCCAUGACACUGAUCUUACAUCAAAUCGGUCGCUGCACCCUUCCUGAGGCUUUGAAAAAGCUUGAUGAAUUUUCAACUGGGAUGGUUGAAACUAUGGACGACUAUGGCUUAUUUUCUCUCUCUGAGUCACUGAAAACAAACACCACUUUGACAAACCUGAAUUUGAAGGAUAAUGAGAUUGAUUGUGUCGCUGCCUACUAUCUCUCAGAAAGUCUUAAAACCAAUGCCACUCUGACUACUCUGAAUUUAAGUGGAAACAGACUUCUUUCUAUCGGUUCCAAAUGUCUUUCUUUGGCUCUUACAGCGAAUGGCACCUUGACGUCCUUAAAUGUGAGUGAUACUAGGAUUGAUGCCCAAGCUCUGUCUGAGGCCCUUAAAGUCAACGCCGCGUUGACCAGCUUAGAUUUAAGUAAUAAUGGGAUUGGUGACAGUGGUGCCAAAGCUCUCUCUGACGUUCUUCAAGUUAAUGCUACGUUGAAGAAGUUACGUUUAAGUUCGACUGAGAUUGGUGCAGAUGGUACCCAAUACGUUUGCGAAGCCCUUACUCGCAACAACACCCUGACUUCUUUAGAUUUCAGUUUUAAUAAAAUUGGGGGUGUAGGUGCACACUUCUUCUCUGAGGCCCUUAAGAGCAAUAAGGCUCUAAAUGAUCUGAAUAUGAGGCACACCCAGGUUGAUAAGCGUGGUGCUAUCGAUCUUUUUGAUGCCCUUAAACAAAAUACCACCUUAUCGACUUUGGAUUUGACUGGCCUUUGUGCUGUUUUCCCGUCCAAAGGAUGCAUCCAUCUUCCUUUUUGUCAGUUAUCAGAUGCCCUUAAGGUCAACACCACCUUGUCUUGUUUGAGACUGGGUCAAAAUGAUUUGCGGCCACCUGAUGCACAGGAUUUCUUUACAUCUCUAAUGGACAAUAAAACCUUGAAGGAACUCGACUUGGAUAAAGCGAGGUCGCGUUUCAAAGUGCCACGAGAAUUCCUUGCUAGCAAUACAGCUUUGACUCAUUUAAAUUUGAGUUCCUGCCUGUGUGAAGACCCUUCUGCUCUGGCUUCUUUCUUUAAAGCUCUUACAGUCAACUCAACCUUGACUUGCUUGAAGCUGAAAGAUGUCGAAAUCAUGGAUUCCACCUGGAACAGGAGUAAGAUUGGAGACUCCGAAUGUGAGUUGAUCUCCGAGACUCUGAAAGUUAAUACCACCUUGACAGAUUUGGAUUUGUGUAACAACUGGAUCGCUGAUGAUGGAAUCCAGUGUAUCAUGGAGGCUCUGAAAGUUAACACCACCUUAAAAUAUUUGAAUUUGAGUUGUCAGCGACGUAUGUGUAGAAAUGCAUUCGAUCCUCCAUCUCUCAGGAACGUCAAUACCAGUGUUUGUGUAUUGUGGUAACUAAUGAAACUUCCGCUCUAAAAGAGAUCGCAAGUGUUUAGCAACAUAACGCUAAGAAACGUUUUAAGCAAUUAAUUAUGAACUGAAGUUUCAUGAUUGCGUGGUUUAUAAGGAAUCAAUGUACAAUGACAGCCAAAGCAAAACUGAAACACAUCAAUUUAAAUUGAUGUUAGAAGUUUGGACGUAGGAAGUUUAUUACUCAGCAGCAAAACGGAUUCUGGAUAGCCAGCACUUUGCUUUUAAUUAACUAGAAAAAGCUGUCAUUUGCUACAUCUUGCUUCGUAGUAGUCUUGACAUAACUUUAUCUGCUGAAGAUUCAAAAUAAUUGUUUCUACUGGAAGUUAAACUCUUAUUAUUUCCAACGUCUAUUAGAUUUUGUUCAAUCUUCGUUGCCUUACCAAAUCGAGUCCUAUUUAGGAAUAUAUCUGUGUAGUUAGAAAUGUGCAGUUAAAGCCUGCUUGCGUUAAGUAUGGCAAAAAGACACCAACGAAUCAAAGGCAAUCGGUUACUAGGUGACUAAGUGGUAUUCUUCCACGUUGUGAUGUCUUAGAACGAAGCUGUAUUGGAUAGACAUGUGAAUAAGGUCGGUGAAAUUUUACAUUCAGCUAGCUAACUGUAACUGAAUGAUACAAUUUAAGGUUUGAAAUGGCCCAUUGCAACAAACGGUCACGACCGAAAAUCCUCAUACUGAACAGCAAACAAAAACAGCAGACACUAAACCGACAAAGUUACUUUAACCAGUUAAGCCUGAAUGUUCUUUGUUUGGAUGUCCGAGUACGUAGCUUGUCAUCAUGACAUUGCCCAGGCUGUAUUGUACCAAGUGAACGUUCGUUACAAUGAAGAAGGCCCACUUGGUAGCUUUUAGGCCAAGGUCAAACGUCGAACUUGAUAUGAGACGAACUAAAUUGAGCGAAUUAAUUUAAGUUCGACGUUUGACUCAGCUGGUGAGUUCGUCCAGCUGAAUUUCAAUCCUUCAACACGUUCCAUCCGUCUGCUUUAAAUCCGAAUUAAGUUCUACGUUUGACCCAACGAGAGAGCUCAAAUUGCAGUUAAGUUUGUCUCAUGAGGAGUUCAUCGUUUGACCUGCGCCUUACUGUUUCGGUGAAUUACCGUGUGUGUUAUUGUUUGUAUUUAGAACUAAGCGGUUUCCUAAGAAAAUUAAUGACAGCACAAUGAAAACAACACUGAAUAUACCAUUUAAAGUAUUGUCAGAAACGUGAUGUAAGUCUAAUCUUGUAAAAAACGAAAACUAGACUUAUUUGUUACCACACUAUAUUACAAGUAACAAGUUUAAGUAGUUAUAUAGUGCGCUCAAACGAACUCAGCACUGUACUAAAUUCAGUUCCAAUCUUACUUCAAAGUUACACAACUUAUUUUCGUAUACCUCGUUAUUGUUUAAACCCUGUUGUGUACGGUAGUAGAUUUUACCAAUAUGGUUCUUUACGAAGCUUAGAUUGAAAACAUAUUGUUACAUGUAUACUAAGUUUACUUUAGUGGUAAUCACGUGCCAAUCACGUGCCAAGAUAGCGGACUUUUAGUUAUACAGUGUAGUUACGUCUAAAGAUGAACGUUAUCUAGAAGAGGCAAACUACAGAAACAUUUUUAAAGCUGUUAGUAUACUUAUGAUUAGCUCUGGAGAUCAGUUAACUGAUGACUGGAUUGAAGUCCUCAUUCCAAACUAAUAAAAACUUACCUAGCGUUA